Molecule: messenger RNA, 648 nt
Organism: Rotaria socialis
Lineage: Eukaryota; Metazoa; Rotifera; Eurotatoria; Philodinida; Philodinidae
Source: the annotation of a GenBank genome assembly
AUGUAUUCACUUUUUCCCAUAGCAAUAAGGAAUAACAAUAAUAAUAAUAAAUCUUCUCGCCUUGAAGAUUUAGCAAAUGAAAUUUUUUUUGAAAUUUUCGAAUAUCUCGAUACAUAUCAUGCUUAUAAAGGAUUUUAUUAUCUUAACAAACGAUUUGAAAAUUUAUUUACAAAUUCAAAUCAUCCAACAAAAAUCGAAUUUUCAACAAUGUCAAGAUCAAAUUUCAAAAAUUAUUAUAUAGAUAUUAUUUUACCGCAUAGAUAUCAAAUUAAAUUACUUCAUUUAUCAAAUCCAUUUAGUGUUAAUGCCAUUUUUUCACCACCAAAUAUUAUAUCAGAAUUUUCUUGUCUUGAAACAUUGAUUCUUGAUAAUUUAGAAUCAAAAUAUCUAGAUGAAAUUCUGAAUUAUCUGACGUUUUUGCCAAAAUUUCAUUCAUUCACCAUUAGUUUUGCCAAUCCUAUUGAAUGUUUAAGUCAUCUUUUUACUAAAAUAGUUUCAUUAUCGAAAUUAAAAUAUUUUAAAAUGACAUAUCAAACAAAAGAUGAUUGUAUUUUAUCCAUUCAUUUUCCUGAAAAUGAUCGUAGUUCAAUUGAAUAUUUGAUUAUUAAUGGUCAUUUUCUAUUUAACCCUUUCCGGCCCGCUGUUUGA